UGUCAGUAGUGUCGCUCAUCACUCUCUCAUAACUCGCAAUAAAACAACACGACGGUAAAAUCGAAAAAAGAAGCUCUUGUGGCAAAGCAAAUUUUGGAAAAAAUCUAUAAGAUUUUCGUGGAAAGUUUGUUGUCGGCGGAGAAUUGUGGGAAAGCGAUAUUGUCAAUAUAUUUUUUACAAACGAAAUAUUGUGUAAUCAAGUGUUAAAAACUUCUGGUCAGUUUCUUUACUCGUCAAUCGUUGAUAGCACCACCAAAUAACACCUUAUAAUAAUACAAUUGCCUUGCCCUCCAUUUUUUCAUUGCGCACGGUUUGCUUCUGUCAAUUGAAUUUUGUGUGUGCGUGCGUGCGUGUGUUUGAAUUUGAAUGCCUGCAAAGGAAAAAUCAAGAAAAACUUCAUAAUUUCCCAACAAAAAGAGUAAUAAAAAUUGUGUAUAAAGUUUAUAAAUAAAUUUUCAAGUGAAAGUUUAUGCAUAUUUGUGGUAUCGUUAUAUUGUGAAAAUAAUAACAAAGCAGAAAGAGCGAGAAAUUAGAAGUGCACUUUUUCGGUUUGUUUAUAAAAAUAAUACCAAAAAAAAAAAUACGUUGCUGCUUGUGAAUUGAACGAAGAAGAAGAAGUGGAAGAAUUGUAGAUAGAAUACAAUACAAACAACAAGAACAAGAAUAAUCAAAACAACAACGCAAGGCAACAUUGUCGUUUACCGUCCAAGAGAGUAAAAGAAUAGAAAGAGAAAGAGAGAAGGAAAACUAAAUUCUUUGCAUCAAAGCUAAAUUGUCAAAAAAUAGGGAGAAAGCAUUUCCCCAUCAUCAUCAUCAUCGGCGAACAACAAUCAUCACAUUUGUGUUCCUCCUAAAAUUGUAUAUAUUUUCUAAGACGAGAUUUUAUUGCUGAAACACACAGCCCUUCAACAUGUUUAGUCCUGAUUAUGAAAAACGCAUUUUGAAACACUGCAGUCCCGUGGCCAGAAAUCUAUUCAACUCCUUUGAAGCUGCCUCCACAACCUCAUCGCUGGAUCGAUUUAUACCUUGCAGAGCAAACAAUAAUUGGCAAACAAAUUUCGCUUCAAUAAAUAAAUCAAAUGAAAACUCACCACAGACGAGUAAAAAGCAAAGGGACUGCGGUGAAACGGCCCGUGACAGUUUGGCAUAUUCGUGUCUGCUGAAAAAUGAACUACUGGGCACGGCCAUUGAGGAUGUAAAGGCCAUCAGUGAUGAGCGCAAUGAGAAUGCAUAUACGCCGACCGCCAAGAGGAGUCUCUUCAAAUACCAAUCACCCACGAAACAGGAUUUCAAUGAACAAUGUCCCUAUUCUUUGUCGCCGGUUAGUACGAAAAGUCAAAAACUGCUAAGGUCACCGAGAAAGGCAACAAGGAAAAUAUCACGAAUCCCCUUUAAAGUCUUAGAUGCCCCUGAAUUACAAGAUGAUUUCUAUUUAAAUUUAGUUGACUGGUCAUCACAAAACGUCUUGGCCGUGGGUUUAGGUAGUUGUGUUUACCUAUGGAGUGCCUGCACAAGUCAAGUAACACGUUUGUGUGAUCUCACCACAGAUGCAAAUACCGUCACCUCGGUAUCGUGGAAUGAACGUGGCAAUUUGGUAGCUGUUGGCACGCAUCAUGGCUAUGUUAUGGUAUGGGAUGUGGCAGCUAGUAAACAGAUCAACAAAUUAAAAGGCCACUCUGCUCGGGUUGGUGCCUUGGCCUGGAAUGGUGAUAUACUGUCAAGUGGUUCACGUGAUCGCCUUAUUAUACAACGAGAUACCCGAACACCAGCCCAACAAUCAGAGCGACGUCUAGUGGGACAUCGUCAAGAGGUGUGUGGCCUCAAGUGGUCUCCAGACAAUCAAUACUUGGCCAGUGGUGGCAAUGACAAUCGUCUCUAUGUUUGGAAUCAACAUUCUCUUAAUCCUGUGCAAUCCUAUACUGAACAUAUGGCAGCUGUUAAGGCAAUUGCCUGGUCACCCCAUCACCAUGGUUUGUUGGCAAGUGGUGGCGGUACUGCAGAUCGUUGCAUACGCUUCUGGAACACCCUCACCGGACAGCCAAUGCAAUGUGUUGAUACCGGAUCACAAGUUUGUAAUUUGGCCUGGUCAAAGCACUCGUCGGAACUCGUGUCGACACAUGGUUAUUCACAAAAUCAAAUUUUGGUGUGGAAAUAUCCAUCACUGACACAGGUGGCCAAGUUGACGGGCCACUCAUAUCGUGUUCUCUAUUUGGCUUUGAGUCCCGAUGGCGAGGCCAUCGUCACAGGGGCCGGCGAUGAGACAUUGCGUUUUUGGAAUGUGUUCAGCAAAGCAAGGAGUCAAAAAGAGAAUAAAUCUGUUUUAAAUUUAUUCACAAAUAUUAGAUAAAUUACCAGAGCCACUGUAAAAGAAAAAAAAAAAACAUAGGAUAAGCUAAGAAAAUUAUGAAACGAGAAAAACUAGAAAGGCAAUUAUUAAUGGAUAUAACAUAGAAAAUAUGAUCGUAAGAAUUAUAUAUAAAAAAUACAUAAAUUUUAAGUAGUUGUGCUUAUCAUAAAAAAAAAAAAAAACAAAAAGAAAAUGAAAUGAAAAAAACAAAACUAUUCAUUGCCCCCAUCACCAUCAUCAUCAUUGUUUCUCAUGAGCCGCCCAAACCCAAGCAAGCAACCAACCAACACCACAUCCUAACUUUAAUGCAAAUCACCAAAAAUAUAUUUGUUUUAUUCUACAUAAGCCUGCUUAAAAUAAUGACUUGAUAUACAUACAUAGCGAUAUAUAUAUUUGUAAAAUUUAUCAUAUAUUUUUGUGAAUUUGGAAAAUCACAAUUUUCCUGCAGCAACAGUUUUUUUUUAUAUAUUUUGUUUUCCUUUUUUUUUAUUUUGUAUUUAAUUUUAUUUUCUCUUGGAAAAAAAAUGAUUUGGAAUUUGUUUUCAAAAGCUUUGAUUUGAUUUGUUUAAUAUAUAUAUUUUUGAUUUUGAAUAUCUUAUUCAAUGAGUCGUUUAAUUUGUUUGAAAUUUGACUAAAAAAGAAACGCACUGCAACAUAUUUUUGAGACAAGUGAAGCGAAGAAAGAUUAAAAUGGAGGAUAUUCACAUUUCGGAAUUCAUUGAAAUAUGGGAAAUAUAAUAUAUAUAAUAUUAAAUUCUAUUGAAAGAUUUGAUUUUUGGGAAAUUAUUUUUUCAAUUUUUAGAAAACUGGAGAUAUUAGAAAUUGUUAACUUAAAAAUUGUGAACCUAAAGAAUCAGAAAUUACCUAAUGUAAGACUAUAGGGAAACGGUAUUGGAAUAGAAAUUCCCAUAUUUUGCAGUGAUUUUCGAUCACAGGUCUCUUUGGACCAAAUCCGUUUCAGGACAUUUGGAGUCGAUCUAGCGAUAUCCGUCCGUCCGUUCGUCUAUCUGGCUGGCUGGUGUCCACGAUAACUCUCGAAGGGAGUAUCCGAUUUGGUCCAAUCUUGGUACAUCGUAAUAUUAUUGUUAAACUUAGAUCGAGUUCGGAGAUGAGUAGUAUCGGUCCACUCCUUCUAGAACCUCCCCCACAAACUGCCGAAAUUUUUCAAGAAAAUAUUUUAUUGCACAGAAAGAGAAAGGAUGAUCCGAUUUUGCUCCAACUUUGCAUAUCCUAAUAUUUGCAUCAAUGCUACGUCAGGUGCAAAAAUGGACAAUAUCGGUCCAUCCCAUCAAGUACCUCCUCCACAAACGUUCAAAAUUUUGAAUAAUUACAACUCUUAUAAAAUGUGAUGUAAAAGUCCGAUUGUUUUUAAAUUUCACAUAUCCUAAUAAUUUUAUUAACCCAAGGUCUGGUGUUAAGAUGGAAUUUAUCGGUCCACUCCUUCUGGUACCUCCCCCACAAAAGGUCGAAAUUUUCAAAAAAUAUUAUUUUUGCACAGAAAGAGAAAGGAUAAUCCGAUUUAGCUCCAACUUUGCAAAUCCUUAUAUUUGCGUCAGUGCUACGUCAUGUGCAAAAAUGGAAAAUAUCGGUCCACUCCAUCAAGUACCUCCCCCACAAACGGUCAACAUUUUGAAUAAUUACACCUUUUAUAAAAUGUCAUGUAAGAGUCCGAUUGUCUUCAAAUUACACAUAUUAAAAUAUUUUUAUUAACCCAAGUUCUGGUGUGAAUAUGGAAUAUAUUGGUGCACUCCUUCUGGUACCUCCCCCACAAAAGGUCGAAAAUUUGAAUAUCCAUUAGGCUCAUAAAACGCGAAAUUAACAUCUUGGUACAUCUGAAUAUUUCCAUCAACACAAGAUGUGUUAUAUGAUGGUAUAAAUCGUACCACUGCUUCUGGUGCCUCUCCCACAAGGGUCCAAAUUUUUAAUAUCCAUGAAGAUCAUAAUACGCGAAAUUAACAUUCGAUUCCAUUCAGAAUUGGUACAUCGCAAUGUUUCCAUCAGCACAAGAUCUCUUGUAAAGAUGGUAGAAAUCGGACUAUUUCUUGUGGUACCUCCCCACAUAGGGUUCAAUAUUUUGAAUAUUUUACACAUACAAAUACUUUCGUUAACAGAAGAUCUGUUUAGAAAAUGACAUAUAUAUAUAUAUAUAUAUAUAUAUAUUCAUAUAUUCAAUACUUUUAGCUAUGUCUAAAUAUUACUUUCAACCAAAAACCUGUGAUGAAUAUGAAAUUUAUGAAUUCGCAUAAAAUUGGUCUGAUACAAAAUGAACAAGAUUGGCCCAUUACUUCAGAACCUAUUGCAUAGAAGGUCAACAAUUUGAAUAAUCAUAACACAAGUCAAAAUAUAUUUCAAUAAUCGAACAUGGGCUGAGGGCAUACAUCUGUCGGCUAAACUGAGAUGUACUUUUUAACUUAUUUUAUAUUAACAUGCCUAUGUCAUCAGGUGUUACUCUAUGUAAUUUAUAUAGAUCGAUAUGAUUUCUAUGGAACGUAAUCCUCGAUUGUAGUAUGAACGCCUGAAAGCAUCAUUGAAUGAAAAAAAUAGAUUUAGAUUUUAAAAAUCUAUUUCAUGUGAAUCUCUGCGAAUGGAAAAAUCUUGAAAACAAACAAACGUGGACGUUUUGUGGUAUUCGUAUUUUCCUUAUGGCAGUAGUGUGAUAUUUCAAUAUUUUUUCGGGAGAUGUCGAUAUACCCCAUGGUUAAAAUCGAUCAUUAAAACAAGAAUACCAAUUCAAUUCCAAAAAAAAAAAAAAAAAUAUGUUGAACAGUGUUAUUAAAAAAAGCAACAAUAUUGACUUAUUAUUUUAAAAUUUUUAUUUUUUGUUUUUAUUAAAAAAAAAUAAAUAAAUAAAAAAUCCUAUUGCAAUGUAGUAAUAACUAAUAAUUUUUUAUUCAUACAUUUAUAAUGUAUUUAUGUAUAUGCAUAUAUCUAUAGUAGUCUUGAUUACAAACCAAUUUAGUUUUUAGUUUAGUGAAAUCAAAUUAUUUUUUUAAGUCGUUUUUAGUUUUUAUAAAAGAAACGACGAUAAAAGAGAACUGAACGCCACUUGAAUUGAAUUUUAAUUACUAACCCAUGGCAGAGAAGUAAAAAUUGAAUUAUAAUACACGAAAAAAUCUAAAAUGUAUAAAGAGAAAACCCAGAAGAAAGGGAAAGAAAAAUACUUUCCCAUUCCUAACUGGCUACUGCUACUAAAUUUUCUAUUCCCAUUCCCCCACGUCCCUUCACUCUCUCAUACAUUUUAUGGCUUUGUUUUAUGAAUUUUUGAAGCCCCGAAAAAUUGCCGGCAUUUAAAUUACACAUUUGAAUUUCCCAAAAAAAAAAAAAAAAAUUAAACCUAACCUAUAAAUAUUUGAAUUCUUUUGUUUUAAUUUAAGUGAAAUAAAUAUAAAUAAUGAUUAAUUGGAAUGAAACAAAUAAAUUUGUUGUAAAAUUUAUAAAAAAAACUUAACCAGAACCAGAAUCCAAUUGUAAUGUGCAAGAUAUCUAACAAGAAUCACAAUAUGUAUGUGUUAUAAUGUAAAAAAUUAACAAAAAAAAAAAAGAUAUG
Molecule: messenger RNA, 5894 nt
Organism: Musca domestica (house fly)
Lineage: Eukaryota; Metazoa; Arthropoda; Insecta; Diptera; Muscidae
Gene: fzr
Product: fizzy-related protein homolog
Exons: 7
Coding region: 911-2347 (478 amino acids)
Biological process (GO): positive regulation of anaphase-promoting complex-dependent catabolic process; anaphase-promoting complex-dependent catabolic process; positive regulation of ubiquitin protein ligase activity
Cellular component (GO): anaphase-promoting complex
Molecular function (GO): ubiquitin ligase activator activity; anaphase-promoting complex binding; protein binding
Source: RefSeq, a predicted model, not a curated record